ACUUCCGCCCUGAGUUCGUUCGGUCUCUCUGAUCGUGACGUGUAUAACAGAGGAGUCCGUCGCUUGCAGAGGAUGCUACUAUGAAGUUAGCCAGUCUUGUUGCCGGUGAUAUUAAGUGAUUUGCGACAGAGAAAUUAACAAACAAACGGUCAGUGAGUCGGAAGCAAUAAUGCCUCUCAUGGUCGGCGGAGGACAUGUACGGGCUGACAGAAGUGUAAUACGCGUCUUGUUUCCUCUCGCCGCCGUGUUGUUGUUGCUGGUCAGAGUUUCGGCUGUUCCAGAGGAGCUAAAACCUGCCCAAGAGCAGCCACCACAAGAGAAAUCCCCAAGUCCACAUCCAGUGGGCCCUGUAGUUUCAGAAGAUGACUCCACCAAAGGAAACCUGGGUUUCAUUCAUGCCUUCGUGGCCUCCAUCUCUGUCAUCAUCGUCUCAGAGUUGGGAGACAAGACAUUUUUCAUCGCAGCCAUCAUGGCCAUGCGUUACAACCGUCUCACUGUGCUGUCAGGAGCCAUGCUGUCCCUGGGAUUCAUGACUUGUCUCUCUGUGCUGUUUGGGUAUGCCACCACCAUCAUCCCUAGAAUCUACACAUAUUACGUGUCUACGGCUCUGUUUGCCAUCUUUGGUGUGCGCAUGCUGAGAGAGGGGCUGAGAAUGAGUCCAGAUGAAGGCCAGGAGGAGCUGGAGGAGGUGCAGGCAGAGAUCAAGAAGAAGGAUGAAGAGCUUCAGCGGUCCAAGCUGGCCAAUGGGACUCCAGAUGUGGAGGCUGGAUCAGGGACUACCCUGCCUCAGGGAAAGUGGCACAAUAUCAUCUCACCCAUCUUCAUCCAAGCCCUCACCCUCACCUUCCUUGCAGAGUGGGGGGACCGCUCUCAGCUGACCACCAUUAUUCUUGCUGCACAGGAGGAUCCAUUAGGAGUUGCAGUGGGUGGUACUCUUGGUCACUGUUUGUGUACAGGACUGGCUGUGAUAGGUGGGAGAAUGAUCGCCCAGAAAAUAUCUGUCAGAACAGUUACAAUCAUCGGAGGGAUUGUUUUUCUGGCCUUUGCCUUCUCUGCCCUGUUCAUCAAGCCAGAUUCUGGAUUUUAAUUGGGUGAAAGACUGUCAGGUUCACUCUGUACAUACAUGUAAAAUUUGGUUCACAGUUGCUGUAGAGAGACUUUAGUUUUGACUCUGUUUGUGUCUAGCAGAACAGAGAGCCAGAGUCCCAUCCACCUUUCCUAGAAAGCCUCUGCUCCUCUACGUCUCAGAAAACAGUUCUCAAGAGUCUUAACCUGCAGUGCAUACCAAAACCUCAUGGGAGGUGUAACCGCUAAAUACUAACAAGAUAGUCGGUGUUUUAUCUUUAGAGGUUAGAUACACAUUUAGCAUAGAACAGGAAAACCCUGGAAACCUUUCAGGAAGUCUGAAGCAAAACCCUCAGUGACAAGGAAACAUUCAGUACCAGACGAUAGUGGAACAGAGGCUAGCUAGGAGAGAAGGCAGUACUGUGGCUUUCUAUACAAGCUGUAUUCUCAUCACGAGGUGUGUGAGAGAAGUCUUGAUUGUUACUGAUUGCUGCCCUCCCACCUUUUAGUGGUUCUGUGGCUCAGAGACAAAACCUGACAUGCAGCACUUUCCUUACACUCACUGAGUCCAUGUCAAAAUCUUUGCCUUGCCUUUUUGUUUUUAAAUGUUGAAUGGUGUGGGUCUGCUGUGCUUACUAUGGUCCUUCCCCCACAGUGAGGGAAAAACUAGAAAACACAAUCACAGGUACAGAAUUAUGAAAUAGCUUUUGUGAUCUGAUUUAAGUUGAGCUUUUAUUUGAGGCAGAGAUGGACAUAUUUUCCUCAGUUAUUCCCACCUUUGACUGCUGAUACAUAGGAACAAUGUUUCUUUUAAAGAGAUAGACCUGAACCACCACAGUACCUCUGCGUCCAGGUGUCACCAUACCUGACAUACCUGACAUACCCAGUAUCCAGGAAGCUACACCACAGCUUAUCCAGUAGCUUAUGUGCACCUCUUCAAGGACACUAAUCACUCAUUGGGGGAUAUUGAUCAGGGCUCUUCAUACAAACCACGGAUCAGGUUGAAGACAGGCCAGUUGUCACCUUCACAGGUUAACUCUCCCUCUGUGAUUAAAGCCAUUUCCUGUAUGGACCUCACUGCCUCUGUUGUUACUGCCCCAGAACACAAAGUCAGUGCGACAGAGUGUAAUCAUGACUACAUCAGGUACGGAAUAAGUGACGAAUCACCACCAUUUGACCUACACAAAACUAACAGAAUAAGUCACUCCUUUUGCCAUAAGCAGCUGUGUUGUAGCUACUGAGACACCUCAACUGGCAGCAUAAUUCAAGCCAACGUUUCUCCUUUUAUUUAAAGUCGUGUCUAUUUAUUUAGCUUGAUUUUCUUCCCUUUUUAGCAUAUGUACUGUAGACACAGACAAGGGAGGGGGAUAAGUAAAUAGAAACAAGGAGUGGAAUUGUUUUUUAAAAGUGAACAGGCUAAAACUGUGUUGUCAAUAUUUGACAGGCUGUGCCCAGCUGUGAAAUACUUCUGUUUGUGAUACAGGUUGGUUGAAAUGCCUAUAAAUCUGAACUGAUCAAUAAAAAGGUUCAUGUGUUGUCUGA
Molecule: messenger RNA, 2607 nt
Organism: Lates calcarifer (barramundi perch)
Lineage: Eukaryota; Metazoa; Chordata; Actinopteri; Centropomidae
Gene: tmem165
Product: transmembrane protein 165
Exons: 6
Coding region: 170-1087 (305 amino acids)
Biological process (GO): manganese ion transmembrane transport; Golgi calcium ion transport; calcium ion transmembrane transport
Cellular component (GO): Golgi apparatus
Molecular function (GO): manganese ion transmembrane transporter activity; calcium ion transmembrane transporter activity
Source: RefSeq, a predicted model, not a curated record